Triticum dicoccoides is the source of this 1228-nucleotide messenger RNA. Its product is annotated as cytochrome P450 87A3-like. Gene Ontology annotation, molecular function: iron ion binding; oxidoreductase activity, acting on paired donors, with incorporation or reduction of molecular oxygen; monooxygenase activity. The transcript is spliced from 8 exons. NCBI's taxonomy places the organism in Eukaryota, Viridiplantae, Streptophyta, Magnoliopsida, Poales, Poaceae. Gene Ontology annotation, biological process: brassinosteroid biosynthetic process; multicellular organism development; sterol metabolic process. The annotation marks the transcript as partial. The record is from RefSeq and is a predicted model, not a curated record.
GUAUGGUACAAUUUUUAGGACAAAUUUGCUUGGUGAAGACCUCAUCGUCUCCAUGGAUCAAGAAUUGAACAACUUAGUGUUCCAAAAAGAGGAGAAGUUGUUCCAAAUUUGGUAUCCGGAGUCAAUCAUGAAAAUCAUGGGAGCUGACUGCAUUAUUGCGACGCUCGGGACCUUCCACAAGCACCUCAGGACACUGAUACUUCGGCUCUUCGGCCCAGAAAACCUCAGGCUGGUACUGCUCCAUGAAGUGCAGCAGACGGCCCAGGCUAGUCUGCUCUCCUGGCUUGAUCAUCCUAGCAUCGAAGUGAAAGAGGCAACAUCUAGUAUGAUAUUCAGCAUCACGGCCAAGCGAUUAAUCAGCUACGACUCCUCAAGCUCUGAUGCUAAGUUGUGGAAGGAAUUUGAUGCAUUUCUUCAGGGACUACUAGCAUUUCCACUUUACAUUCCUGGCACGGCAUUCUACAAAUGUAUGCAGGGCCGGAAGAAUGUCAUGAAGAUUUUGAAAGAAAUGUUCAAUGAGAGGAAGAAGGCAACACAUCGGGAGAGUGUUGACUUUAUUGAUAUCUUGAUCAACGACCUGAAGGAGGAAAAGACAUUAAUGGACGAGAAAAUUGCAUUGGAUUUGCUCUUCUUAUUAUUGUUCGCAGGCUUUGAAACCACGUCAUCUGGGAUAACUGCGGCACUCAAGUUUCUAGACAAUGAUCCCAAGGCACUACGGGAACUAACAGAGGAGAACAACAACAUCCGGAAAAGAAGGAUCAAUCCUGACUCUGAAAUCACAUGGGAGGAAUACAAGUCCAUGAAAUUUACAUCACAUGUCAUACAUGAAGCAUUAAGGUUGGCUAACAUUGCUCCCUUAAUGUUUAGAAAAGCAACAGAGGAAGUGCAUAUUAAAGGUUACACUCUUCCAAAAGGAAUAAAGAUUAUGAUUAAUCCUUCCAGCAUUCAUCUGGAUCCUACAGUUUACAAAGAUCCUAAUCUGUUCAAUCCAUGGAGGUGGAAGGAUACUACUGAACCAGUUGGUGGCUCCUCAAAGGAGUUCAUGGCCUUUGGAGGCGGGCUACGAUUAUGUGUUGGUGCCGACUUUGCUAAGCUACAAAUGGCCAUUUUCAUGCAUUGCUUAGUUACCAAAUAUAGUUGGAAAACGAUCAAGGGAGGAACCAUGGUGCUUUGUCCUGGACUACAGUUUCCUGGUGGUUUUCACAUACAACUUCUCGCAAAAGUUUGA